GCUCGCAGUGACGUAGUGGGCACGGCUCAGACCAACACUCAACGUAAACUGGGUAAACAGUCUUCAUGUCCUCCUUACUGAAACCACGGGAGCACAGCACGAGGCUUUGACCAUAACUGUAGUGACACUGUAUCGCCGGAAAACAUUCGUGACGAGACAUCUUGGAAGCAAAACAGAAGAGGGAGGUGGCUACUUGGUUGUCACAAGAGAAAAUUAUUCCACAAGACAUAUUAACUGUCAUCUGUGCGGAGGACAAACGGCUCAACUGCCUGGAUCGUAACACUUGAAAGAGGGGUGUUCUAAAGAGUGACCAGAGGCGAUUAUGGUGAACUAUUAUAGUUUGCUGGGAGUAUCCAGGAAUGCUUCGCAGGAUGACAUCAAGAAGGCGUACAGGAAAUUGGCCCUGAAAUGGCAUCCGGAUAAAAAUCCAGACAACAAGGAAGAGGCAGAGAGAAAAUUCAAAGAAGUUGCUGAGGCCUAUGAAGUCCUGUCUGACAAAAGCAGACGAGAUGCAUAUGACAGAUAUGGAAAUGACAAUGUGCGGCACUCAGGUUCUACCACUACAGACUUCUCAGACCUCCCAGAAUUCACCUUCACAUUUCGCAACCCGGAUGAGGUGUUCAGAGAGUUUUUUGGUGGACAGGAUCCUUUUGCUAGCUUUUUUGAUGACUUUGCAUCGUUUGGAGUCCCACAUUCUCGCCUUGGCCCCAGUCGAUUUUUCUCUUUUCCCUCAUCUGGAGUUGAAUUUAGCUCUUUUUCCUCCUCUUUCGGUGGUCUCGGCGGGAUGGAGAGCAUGGGAGGUCCUAACUUCAGAUCGGUUUCUACCUCCACUCGCAUUGUAAAUGGAAAAAGCACCACCACCAAAAGGAUAAAUGAAAAUGGGAAGGAGAGGAUAGAGAUUGAAGAGGAUGGGGUAUUAAAGAGUGUUCUUAUCAAUGGUGUGGAAGAUGAAAUGGCUCUCGCAGUUGAGCUCAGCAGAAGAGAAGGAGAGAAGUCCUCUAAGAAAUCCUCCAUCAUGAACGAAUCAGCCCACCACAACGACCGCUCUGCGACUCCCCUUCGCUCAUUUAGUGCAGCUCCCAGCUACAAUCAUGUGGCUACAGGGGACAGCGAAGAUGAUGAAGAUGAAGACCUUCAGAUGGCUUUGGCGUGCAGCCUGUCAGAAAUGGAGGCCCAGCAGAAAGCCAAUUCUACUAACUUCAUAUCAGGUGCUCGGGGUUGGGGCAGAACCAAAUGUGGUAAAAUUGAGAAGGGCUGCACGAGAGAAGGGCUUGUAAAUGGACAAAAAGUUAAUUUGUCCAGUGGUUGCAAAGUAGCUGCAGGAGAGCGAGAUGAUGGAGGUCACUUUGAAUCUGGCACAAGAUCUGGAAAUAUUAUUGAAACGAAGCAAAAGGGAACCAAAGAGCCAUCCCCAGCUGCUGCUACAAGUGAAGAAAAGGUCAAACCUGCAGCAAAAACAUCUGAAGGCUGUGUGAAAAAGAAAAUGUGUGGGUGUGUUAUGUGCUAGUGUGGUUUAAAUGCAUAUUUGGGAAGGCUUCCCAUGCUUAUACUUACCAUGGUGUCAACUAACCACACUGCAUUGUGAGUGCAAAAAUCCUUCUUCAAGGUUAAAGAUUUUGAUGUCAAAAAUAGCAGUUGAAAGAAACAAACUUUAAAGUCUUGGAGUGUUUGUUUUCAGUGUGUAAUCUUGACUUCUGCUCAUGAGGUCAGGUGAACCUCAAAAUUAAACUUGUUUGGAUUUGUAGCUGCAAAGGACAUCAAAUGAUUGUUUCUGAAUGACUGUGCAUGUGCCAGUUUUAAUAUUUUCACAGAUGGGAAAGGGAAUGUCUGAGUAGGAUGAGAGCUGACAGGGGGAAUGUGUAGAAAGUUAGAUGAGAAACACUUUGAGUUUUGUAUUCUUAAGAGAAAUUAUUAGAAAUUGGGGAUAGUGUGUUUUUUGGAUUUGAGCUACAAAACAUUUGGUUUCAGUGAGAAGGUUUGAAGUGGGAUUGUUCAUUAACAGGUUGGUGCUAAGGAAUUAGAUGAAAAAUAUUAGGUUCUUUUUAAAGAACAAGCAAAAGCCUUAUGACAAUGAAACGUGUAAAACGAGCUCUCUGUUUGUCUAAGUGUGUGGGUUAACUGCAAUUCUGCCACAGAAUGUUCUCGUUCAGACUCUAUGGCAAAGGCUCAGUAAUUGAAAUGUGCAUCACACAGGAUGUUCUGUGGCAGUUUUUGUCUUUGAUUAGAUAAGUCUGUAAUUUACUGAGAAUCAUUGAUUAAAAAUGAAAUUAUUUGAAGCACAACAUCUGAACUUAGACAUGUUCAAAAUGCACACAGUUUUCUUAACAAACUACCUUAAAGAACAGAGUAAUUAAAUGUACAGUGCCUUGGGAAAGUACUUCUUGGAUAAUUUUAGCUCAAACGUUUUAUACCGCCAAUGUAGGCGAAAGGCGUACCAAAUGAAACUUUUUGAUCUAGAUGAUAAGCGCCUUAAAUAAUGCCUGACCUAACACAGAACAUCACCUUCAAGACACCAUCCCCAUUGUAAGACAUGGUGGUGGCAGCAUCAUUCUGUGGGUAUAUUCUUCUUUUGAAAGAAUGAAGAUGGUCAGUGUUGACUGGAAGGUGAAUAGAAGUAAACAAAGUAAAGUACAAAGAAACUUUACAAGUCUACAGACUUGUAAAGAGUCUGUAGAAGAGUCAAAGAUGUGGUGGUUCUCCUUCCAGUGGCACUGAGCAGACAGCCAUAGCUGCAUCUCUAUAGCUAACUCUAAAGAUACUCUUUAGAGUUAGAAAGGCGUAGUCAAAUACCUUAAAAUGGAUGCUAACUGAUCAAAUCUAUCCAAUCUAACUAAGCUUGAUCUGUUUUACUUUUGGUUAAAAAUGCCUUUAGAGGUGCAAAGCUAUACUGGAAUGAAUCAGUAGAGCUGAUGUUAUUAAGGUAUAGCUUCAGAAUACUAUCAGAGCUACACUUACCUUGAAUUGGAUUGUUGUGACUUCAGGGAAGUAGUUGGUCCUUCACCUGGAGGUCACUGGUGCAAUUCCCAACUUUCUCGGUUUUCAUUCAGUGAUCUUGGACAAGAGACUAAAAUCCCAAGUUGCUUCAGAAUAGUUUGGCUACGGGUAAGCUGCUUUAGAUAAAAGCAUCCUCUUACUUGAUAAAGUGCAAAUUUGUCAUUUCUACUAUUUCUUUUUAAGAAAUAACCAACAGAUGAAGACAAUAGCAAAUAAAUUAUGUUACAAAUUUAAAAAAAUGUGAGGUUGCCAUUUAUCUUCCCGUUUAUAUUUUUAUGCACUCUUUACUCUCACCAUUGCACUGUAAUGGCACAUUACUUAAACUACAGUAAUAAAUCUUUAUGUGCACAUUAAAGUGUAGAAUUUAAUAGGUACAGAGAGCUUGUGUGUGUGUGCGUGUUAGUGUGGGCUAUUGCUAUGAUUGGUGCUGACUUAUUUGAGAAAACUUUGUUUUAGACCUUGAAUGAGGAAAAAAAUCAUGUUUAAUGGUCCAAUAGUAACUGUGAAAAGGAUUGUUUUUAUAGAAAUUGCAUCUUAAGUUAAGAACAGUCUUGCUGGUGCCAAAUGCCAAAACAUAAAAAGUAAGUUAGCAGUAGUGUCUAGUGUUAAAGCUAUAGACCAGCCAGUCUGACUUAUUUUUCUGGUUCCUCAUACAUGUUAAUGUUCUGGCACACACAUUUCAUCGGUGCUUUAAUUGUUUCACGUUUUGAGUGUUUUGGAUACAAUUAUUACUAUCACUGGCAAAGGAAAAGGAAAUAAAUGAAUUAUAUUGAACGAAUAAAAGAUCAUUCCUCCUCUUAAUUGUUAGUAUGAAGAACAACACCCUUAACAAUAAAGAGGAGGAAUGGUAGAAUGUUGUAUUAAUUGCCUUGCAAUAUUGUUCUAGUUUGCACUACAAUGUUAUUUUUUUAAACAUUGCUUAAUGAAAAAUGACAAAUAAAAAUUGAGCCUAAAGAUGAGUUUGGAUUAUUUUUUUCAGAUUUUAAUAUUGCUUCUUUCAAUCAUCUUACUGUGUCUGAAAUGAUAGUUAUAUUUUUAUUUCCGACUGGAUAUAAGUCCUGUCUCAUAAUUUACAUAAUCAAAUAUUUCAUUUUAAUCUCAGUGCAUGAGUGAAAGCC
This is a messenger RNA of Poeciliopsis prolifica (blackstripe livebearer), 4112 nucleotides long. RefSeq names its product DnaJ heat shock protein family (Hsp40) member B2 (gene dnajb2). The record is from RefSeq and is a predicted model, not a curated record. Gene Ontology annotation, molecular function: Hsp70 protein binding. NCBI's taxonomy places the organism in Eukaryota, Metazoa, Chordata, Actinopteri, Cyprinodontiformes, Poeciliidae. Bases 323 to 1507 code for a protein of 394 amino acids. The transcript is spliced from 9 exons.